CACAGACCUCCUUUCAAACCCCCCAAUUUUGCCGUGGUUUGAAUUAGGGUUUAGCUCCAGCCGAGAAUGAUGCAGCAGCCAGGAGGAAUGGCGCCACCACCUAUGGGGAUGGAUCAGCAACAGCCCCAUCAGCAGCAGUGGAUGACCAUGCCACCGCAGCCGCCUCACUUCUGGCCUCAGCAGCAACAGCACUACGGUGGCGCCGCCGACGAGGUUCGAUCUCUAUGGAUUGGAGACCUUCAGUUCUGGAUGGACGAGAACUAUCUCACAUCCUGCUUCUACAACUCCGGCGAGCUGGUAUCUGCUAAGGUGAUUCGCAACAAGCAAACUGGCCAAUCUGAGGGGUAUGGCUUCCUGGAGUUCAGGAGUCAUGGUUCUGCUGAAAGUAUAUUGCAACAAUAUAAUGGUGCAUUGAUGCCUAAUGCUGAACAGAGCUUCCGACUGAACUGGGCUAGUCUUGGUGCGGGGGAUAAGCGCACAGAUGACUCUCCUGAGUACACAAUUUUCGUCGGAGAUUUGGCUGGGGACGUUACAGAUUAUGUCCUGCAGGAAACGUUUAAGGUUGUCUACCAAUCUGUUAAGGGUGCAAAAGUUGUUAUAGAUAGGGUCACUGGACGCUCGAAGGGCUAUGGGUUUGUUAAGUUUGGGGAUGAGAGAGAGCAACAGCGUGCUAUGAGUGAAAUGAACGGUGUUCUCUGUUCAACUAGGCCCAUGCGGAUUGGGCCUGCGGCUAACAAAAAACCUAUGAAUGCACCAACUCAGAACGCUUCAUAUCAAAAUCCUCAAGGAACUCAGGGCGAAAGUGACCCCAAUAAUACAACAAUAUUUGUUGGCGGUCUAGAUUCCAACGUGACGGACGACCAUUUGAGACAAGUAUUCUCACAGUAUGGUGAUGUGGUACAUGUGAAAAUACCAGUUGGAAAACGUUGUGGAUUUGUUCAGUUUUCUGAUAGGUCCUGUGCUGAGCAAGCUAUAGCAAACUUAAAUGGUACUCUGCUAGGAGGGCAGAACAUCCGUCUUUCGUGGGGACGCAGUCCUUCGAACAAGCAGACUCAGCAAGAUCAAAACCAGUGGGGAGGGGGUGCUUACUAUGGGUACACGCAGGGGCAUGAGGUGCAAGGUGGAUUUGCUCCACCACAAGACCCAAACAUGUAUUAUGGAGGCUAUCCUGGAUAUGCAAACUAUCAACAGCCGCAACAGUGAUAUGCUGGAGAGCAGUUGGAGCUUGUGCCUUGCUGAGUGGCUUGUUAUGUGAUAUUGCCAAGUUGGAUUCUUAUCUAAUAAUAUUUGGUGCUAUUUUCUUUCUGUUUUGUUAACCCUUUCCCCCCCACUGAUUUGGAGGUUUUCUUAGUAAACUACAUGUAUAAUUGUAGUUCUUGAUCAUGUUUGGAAUGAAUCGGUUGCAUAUCAAUCGCUUGCCUUAGUUUUGAGCUGUGCUGUUUCUGCUAAACUGCUGACAUGAGCAUGCUGCGGCAAAUUCUUGUAAUGCUAUUGGUUUAAGUGAUUAUUAUUCAGUUAUUGAGAUUACCUGGUUUUA
Salvia hispanica is the source of this 1537-nucleotide messenger RNA. Its product is annotated as polyadenylate-binding protein RBP45-like. Gene Ontology annotation, molecular function: mRNA binding. The record is from RefSeq and is a predicted model, not a curated record. Gene Ontology annotation, cellular component: cytosol. Lineage: Eukaryota; Viridiplantae; Streptophyta; Magnoliopsida; Lamiales; Lamiaceae.